Messenger RNA from Ostertagia ostertagi, 1383 nucleotides. The record is from the annotation of a GenBank genome assembly. Lineage: Eukaryota; Metazoa; Nematoda; Chromadorea; Rhabditida; Trichostrongylidae.
AUGGGUCUGGGGUGGUUUUCCACUGGACCACCACCCCACAUCAUAAAAAUCGAUGACAAAUCUGGUGAAAUCGCUUUGGUGGCCCCACUCGAUUACGAGAAACGACCCCGGUUUGAAAUACUCGCUGUACCCAUCGAUGGUGGAGACGGCAUUCAGCUGGAGAUCUCUGAGUUCGCCCGGAUCGGAGCCGCCCUAUCGAUUGCAAGAGGCUUGAAGAUGCGAUUGCGCAGCGAAUUAUUACCGAUCCAAAAGUAUCGUAUCGCUCAAGGAAAUGUGAACAAUGUUUUCAAGAAUCCGGUAAACAAUCUGUUGAAGAUCUCAGUACGUCCAGUAAACGGUGAACUGUAUGCGGAUUUGGUUGUGAACGGGCAGCUUGAUCGAGAAUAUCGCGACAAGUACGAACUGAUUGUCGAGGCGAUCGAUGGCGGCAAACCAGCAAAAGUUGGCCGCCUACUCGUGCACAUCUUCAUACUGGACGCCAACGAUAAUGCCCCGAUAUUCAGCCAACCACGUUACAGUAUCACAGUACCCGCGAAUCUUACCAUUGGAUCUCAGCUGCUCACCCUGAAAGCUACCGAUGCGGACGUUGACAGCAACGGUCGAGUUGGAUAUCGCUUUCAGAAGACGCGAUUCGACACGCUGGCUCUGUUCGCUCUGACGCCAAAUGGUAUCCUGUCGACCGCAGGCCAUCUGCUCCCGGCGUCGUUCCACGAUCUUGUCGUCGUCGCAUACGAUGGAGGUGUUCCGUCGCUGGAGACAACCGCUAUUGUCACAGUCACAGUGCAAGUCUACUUGCUGUUGGCCUGUGGAUUGUUCGAUCGUGAAACGUCACCAGAAUAUCAUCUGAAGUUCAGUCUUCGGCGAGGCUCAGAGCUCGUACUCGACCAUCCCGUGCUUCUCACAAUAGGUGAUAUCAACGACAACUCACCCAGCUGGCCCCAUAGCAACAUGCACAUCACCCUGAACCGAUCGAUAUCCGAGUCGGAUCAGACCACAGUGUUGACGGCAAGCGACCCUGAUGAGGGUAUAAAUGGUCGUGUUCGUUACAGUAUUCUCGACACGGAUUUUAUAGCUAUUGAUCCCGAUACUGGGCGGUUGAGCCCGCUGAAGGAGCUGGAUUGUUCCCUUGGCUCAGAGGUUCGAUUCAAAGUGCGAGCUACUGACGGUGGUGCGCCCAGUUUGUAUUCAGAUCUUCAAGUAAUAGCUGAUCUCGUCGACGGUUACGGUAGGCCGCCACAGUUUGAGAAGUCGCUCUACGAGGUGCAGAUUGCUGAGGAUAGCGAGAUUGGCACCUGUUUACUAAAGGUACUAGUUUUGAUGGGUUUGAGCGGUUACCGUACUCGUCAUACCGUACUAUUUGCACUAGCAGUGACAGCUUCAUGA